Molecule: messenger RNA, 2223 nt
Organism: Ylistrum balloti
Lineage: Eukaryota; Metazoa; Mollusca; Bivalvia; Pectinida; Pectinidae
Exons: 1
Coding region: 1-2223 (740 amino acids)
Source: RefSeq, a predicted model, not a curated record
AUGAACCACUUCGCUACUGCAUGUUUAGCAAAAGGUAAGAACAAUCCUCAGAAAAACUGUAAUGUGGUUGAAAUUGAUACAGAAGAUGAACUUUUCGUCGGAAUGAUAAGUGAAAGUCUGGAUGUAAACAAUGUCGAGAAUUCAGAGUGGGUAGAAACUGUAGUUGUCAACGAACACCCAGUAACAUUUCAGUUAGAUACAGAGGCCAAAUGUAAUGUGUUGUCGAGGAGACUGUAUGAAAAGUUGAGCAACAAGCAACUACAGCCAUGUAAAACACCGCUACGUUCAUAUUCAGGGCAUCAGAUAAAGUGUAUCGGAACAACACAUAUGAUGUGUUCCUAUAAAAACAAGCCUGAACAGAAAGUACAGUUCUAUGUUGUUGACAUGAACGCUCAAGCAGUAUUAGGAGCUUCUACUUGCCAGGAACUAGGUCUCAUUAAACGGAUACACUCAAUACAAACUUCAGCAGGAAAAGUACCCGCAGGGAUUGAUGAAGGAUUCGAGGACCUAUUCUCAGGACUAGGAUGCUUGCCAGGAGAGCACUCCAUUAAGCUUGAUAAAUCUGUUACGCCAGUAGUACACCCCCCAAGGAGAGUACCUAUAUCGCUCAGAGAUAAAGUCAAAGAUGAACUGGACCGCAUGGAGAACCUGGGAGUUAUAGUAAAACAGGAAGAACCCACUGAAUGGGUUAACUCCCUUGUGACAGUCCUGAAACCUAAUGGGAAACUGAGGUUAUGUAUUGACCCGUGUGAUCUGAAUAGAGCUAUACAACGAGAACAUUUUCCACUCAAAACUAUUGAGGAGGUGGUUUCAAGGAUGCCCGGAGCUAAGAUUUUCAGUAAAUUAGAUCUUACUUCAGGAUUUUGGCAGUUAAAAUUGGACGAGUACAGCUCAAAGUUGUGUACCUUUAACUCUCCAAUUGGAAAGUACCGGUUCACCCGGCUGCCCUUUGGAGUCAAGUCAGCCCCCGAAGUAUUUCAACGGGUAAUAACAGAAAUGGUAUCAGACCUUGAAGGGACAGAAGCCAUAGUUGAUGAUAUAUUGGUAUGGGGAACCACCAAAGAGGAACAUGAUCACAGGCUACAGAGAGUGCUGGAACGGGCACGUGAGUACAAUGUAAAACUUGGCCAAGACAAGUGUGUAAUAGGUCAGACAGAGGUCACCUAUGUGGGACAUUUAUUGACUAAGAAUGGGGUGAAACCUGACCCCGAGAAGGUGAGAGCAGUACAAAAUAUGGAGAAACCAAUCAAUGUAAAAGAGCUCCAAACCCUAAUGGGUUUCGUGCAGUACCUACAUAAGUUUUUACCAAGACUAGCAGAGGUCAGUGCACCACUACGAAGUCUUCUUGAGAAAAAGACUGAAUGGCAUUGGGAGAAACAACAGGAAGAAGCGUUUCAAACUCUAAUACAGAUGGUUUCAGCUGCACCUGUACUACAGUUCUAUGAUAGCAGUAAACCACUUACCCUCUCAGUGGAUGCCAGUAGCAAAGGGCUAGGUGCUGUUCUGGUACAAGAGGAAAAACCGGUCGCAUAUGCCUCGAGGGCACUCACCACUACACAGCAAAAAUACUCACAAAUAGAAAAAGAAACGUUGGCAAUUCUGUUUGGUUGCGAGAAAUUUCAUGAAUACGUGUAUGGGCGACAAGUUACCGUGGAGUCAGACCACAGACCCCUACAGGCAAUAUUCAAAAAACCAAUUCUACAAACACCUCCGAGGUUACAGAGAUUGUUAUUAGCUAUGCAACGUUAUGAUGUGGAAGUCGUUUACAAGCCAGGAAAGCUCAUGUUUUUAGCAGACCAUCUGAGUCGUGCAUACUUGAAAGAAACAAAAGAAGUUUUGGUUCCAGACUUACAGGUUAAUGAAAUUCAUCUGACUGCAUAUUUACCUGUUUCACCAGAAAAAUACAAACAACUCAAAGAGGCUACAGCUACAGAUGAUGAGUUACAGAAGUUACAGGAUAUUGUUCUGUACGGAUGGCCAGACAACAAGGUGGACGUACCAGCUGAGCUACGUUCAUAUUGGACCUUUCGCGAUGAAAUAUCGUGCAUUGAUGGGCUUAUGUACAAAUCUCAUAAACUCGUAGUGCCCAGGUCUAUGAAAAAAGAAAUGUUGGACCUUAUUCACUCUUCUCAUCUUGGUGUAGUGAAAUGUAAGAACAGAGCAAGGGACAUACUGUUCUGGCUAGGCAUGUCACGAGAAAUUGAGGACCGAGUCAACUCGUGA